Molecule: messenger RNA, 928 nt
Organism: Papilio polytes (common Mormon)
Lineage: Eukaryota; Metazoa; Arthropoda; Insecta; Lepidoptera; Papilionidae
Product: mitochondrial inner membrane protease ATP23 homolog
Exons: 5
Coding region: 112-870 (252 amino acids)
Biological process (GO): mitochondrial protein processing; mitochondrial proton-transporting ATP synthase complex assembly
Cellular component (GO): extrinsic component of mitochondrial inner membrane
Molecular function (GO): metalloendopeptidase activity
Source: RefSeq, a predicted model, not a curated record
UUAGUUAUCAAUUUAAUAAUAAUAUAAACAUUUGUCCAAAAAGCUUCUUAAAGCAAAUUGUUACCCAAAAACCAUAUAAGAAAAUCAGUAUAAUUUUAAAAUUGAUUUUCAAUGUCUGAGGAAGAUAAAAGUAAUUCAACACAAAAUGCAAGUACGGGUAAUAAAUCAGAACAAAAACAAGAGUCCUGGGGAUACGAUUUAUAUCCUGAAAGACGGGGAACAUUCACACCAAAGUUGUCCAACAUUCUAAUUGGUAAAGAAGGGAAAGAAUCAAUUGAGAAGUUUAAGUGCGAAAAAAAUGUAUACGAGUGUGUUAAAAAUAGUCCUAUAGUUAAAAUGAUGAUGGCUGCAUUAAAAAGUUCUGGUUGUCCUGUUGAUAUAAGAAGACACAUAUCUUGUGAGGUUUGUGAUUAUUCAGUAAGUGGAGGUUAUGAUCCUGAAUUGAAUCAGAUUGUUGUGUGUCAAAAUGUGUCAACAAGGAAGGGUAUGGUGCAAGGUGUGUUAGCACAUGAGAUGAUACAUAUGUUUGAUUACUGCCGCAAUGACCUCAACUUCAAGAACAUGGAACAUCUCGCCUGCUCCGAGAUCCGUGCUGCAAAUCUAACACAUUGCUCAUUUGUGAGCGCCUGGUCACAAGGUGACGCUCAUUGGACGAAAGUAAAGCAAGCACAUCAGGACUGUGUUAAAACGAAAGCUUUGUACUCUGUGAUGGCAGUACGUCAGAUCGGUAAAGCGGAAGCUGUUGAUGUUAUAGAGAAGGUGUUUCCUAAAUGUUACGCUGAUUUAGAACCAAUCGGUAGACGGAUUAGAAGAAACUCAGAUGAUAUGCUCCGAGCUUUCAAAGAGGCUGCAUAUUAUGGUUAUGAAUGACACUGGUGUGUUAUACGUAGUUUUUAAGUAGAAAAGAAAUAAAACGAAAUUUUAAAGA